Molecule: messenger RNA, 2878 nt
Organism: Corapipo altera (White-ruffed manakin)
Lineage: Eukaryota; Metazoa; Chordata; Aves; Passeriformes; Pipridae
Gene: SLC24A1
Product: solute carrier family 24 member 1
Exons: 10
Coding region: 606-2603 (665 amino acids)
Biological process (GO): long-term synaptic depression; intracellular calcium ion homeostasis; calcium ion transmembrane transport
Cellular component (GO): membrane
Molecular function (GO): calcium, potassium:sodium antiporter activity; calcium channel activity
Source: RefSeq, a predicted model, not a curated record
UCAGCUGUAGGAGAUGCCUCAAAAUGGAGCUCCAGAGCCUUGUUUAAGGGUGAUUUACCCCCUGUAGCUGCGGUGAGGGUGAUCCAUGUCCAUGGCUGGUGCUCCAAUCCUGUAGUUUGUAACACAGAUAAUCACCUACCCUCACACUGGGAAUAACCUGCGGCAGCAGACAAAGGUAUUGGCUUCGGAGACAGACCCAAAUCUAUACAAUACUGCUUAAUCCUCUUAGGGCCUGUGGGUAUUAAAUGGGAUUGGCUGUCCCCCACUAAGGUGUCCUUCACACCUGACCCUCCCUUGCAUUAGGGCUCUGCUGGCAGAGGAGACCUCCUGAAAAUGGGAUCAUUUUCAUCUGCCUCCCUCUGCAACAGCAUCUCCCACCGGGCUGUUAAGUACCAAAGAAGCUUCCAGCACUACACCCAGCCCUUGGAACUCCUGUUCCUCCUGGACACGUCUUUGGAAGGAUUCUGCAUCUUGUGCUGUGCAGUUCCACUCCUGAUGCUCAAGAUCAGCUGGAAGCUCCAAUGGUGGCUGUAAAUUCGAAUUGCUGACCAAGAGAAGUCUCCAGUGGCUGCUGGAUACGGCUCUGGAUUCUGAACCUUCAGGAAAUGCAUUUGCCACGGAGGAGGCGGCUACGAAGGAACCGAAUCCUUUUUUUUCUUGCCACGGUGUUGGUCCUCUCUCUCUACCAGCUCCAGUUCAGCCCCUCUGCCCUUCCAGCAUCACACACAGCCCCCCAACCCACGGACCCUGUCAAAGUGACCUCCAGGGACCCCCCCAGGAACAAGACUGCUGGGAGAGGCAAUGCCACAGCACCCAAAAUAAGGCACUGUAUAUAUGUGGAUGCUGAGCCAGCUGUGCCCGUCACUACUCUGGUGGAUACAACCCCGCAGCAAGAAAAUGCCAAUGAAAGCCACCCAGACAAAAAACCACCCCAUGAGUCCAAAGGAGAAUAUCCCCAGGACCUGUUCAGUGUGGAAGAACGCAGGCAAGGGUGGGUUGUCCUUCACAUCUUUGGCAUGAUGUAUGUGUUUGUGGCCUUGGCCAUAGUGUGUGAUGAGUAUUUUGUCCCUGCUUUGGGAGUGAUCACAGAGAAGCUGCAGAUCUCUGAAGAUGUGGCUGGAGCCACCUUCAUGGCAGCAGGUGGAUCAGCACCAGAACUCUUCACCUCCCUCAUAGGUGUCUUCAUCUCACACAGCAAUGUCGGCAUCGGUACCAUUGUGGGCUCAGCAGUGUUUAAUAUCCUCUUUGUCAUUGGCACCUGUGCCCUCUUCUCCAGGGAGAUACUCCACCUGACAUGGUGGCCCUUAUUUAGAGACAUCUCAUUCUACAUUGUAGACUUACUGAUGCUCAUCCUGUUUUUCCUAGACAGUGUCAUUGAUUGGUGGGAAAGCCUCCUUUUACUGACUGCCUAUGCCACAUACGUAUUCACCAUGAAACAGAACGUGUACCUGGAGCAAUGGGUGAAGCAGGAGCUGAACAAGAAGCUCAGUGCUGUGCAGGCAGCAUCAGCAGAGCAUGUGAGAAAGAAAAGCACUGGGGCAGCUGCAGAUGAUGGAACAAAGAAGCCAUCAGAUGUGAGGAAGCUGCAGCCUGGGCCAGCCCUGCAGCGGGGCAGCAGCUCAGCCUCCCUGCACAACUCCCAGAUGCGCGGCACCAUCUUCCAGCUCAUGAUCCACACCCUGGACCCCCUGGCAGAAGAAAAAUUUAAAGACAGGGUUGACGUCCUGAGCAACAUGGCCAAGACCAAGGCCAAGGCAGAGACCUUGGAUGGACAAGGCCCACAGUCAGAAGAAGAGGAAAAGAAGGCCCCAAGCACAAUCCAGGUAACUCCUGCCCAUGACUCUGAGCCCAGCAAAGCCACACAGAAGGCAGAUGCACCACAGGAUGGACAGUCCCCAUCAAGCAGUGACAGCUCAGAAGACAGCAGCUCUGAGAGCGAGGAAGACAGUGAUGAGGACAGCACAGAUGAUGAUGAUGAAAACGAUGAGCCCUUAUCUCUGGAAUGGCCAGAAACAAGGAAAAAACAAGCCAUUUACCUUUUCCUCUUUCCCAUUGUCUUUCCUCUCUGGAGCACUCUGCCUGACGUCAGGAACCCUGACUCAAAAAAAUUCUUUGUGAUCACGUUUUUUGGAUCCAUCCUCUGGAUUGCUGUGUUCUCUUACCUCAUGGUGUGGUGGGCUCACCAGGUUGGGGAAACAAUUGGGAUAUCAGAGGAAAUUAUGGGUUUGACCAUCCUGGCAGCGGGAACAUCCAUCCCUGACCUCAUCACCAGUGUCAUCGUGGCACGGAAAGGCUUGGGUGACAUGGCUGUGUCCAGCUCUGUGGGCAGCAACAUCUUUGAUAUCACUGUUGGCUUGCCAGUUCCCUGGUUCCUUUUUUCUGUCUUCAAUGGCCUCAGCCCCGUGGCAGUGAGCAGCAAUGGUUUGUUUUGUGCAAUUGUUCUCCUUUUCCUCAUGCUCCUGUUUGUGAUUAUCUCCAUCGCUGUCUGUAAAUGGAAAAUGAACAAAAUGCUGGGGCUCACCAUGUUUGCUCUUUACUUUGUGUUUCUGAUCAUCAGUGUGAUGUUAGAAGACAAGAUAAUAUCCUGCCCAGUAUCUGUAUGAUGGCUGGACACUUCAAGAUGUGUGUGAGGACACAGCAACAUCAAAAGAGGUUUAAGGUAGCAAAUGUUUUACUGAAAAAAAAAGGAACCAGAAUUGUAACAAACUUACUGAGAAUAAAAUAUCUUUAACUUACUAAAAAAUAAAUAAAUCUCAAGUGGUAUGUCAGCCUCUGCUAUUUUUCUUUAGGAUCAGAACAGAUACAAUAUCAAACAGCACAUGUUUAUGCACUUGUGGCAAAGGCUGAUGUGAUACAGAUGCAUCGAGUUUUCAGUACA